UUUUGUAAUCUACCAUGCACUUUGUUUGCCCUAAUGUCUGUAAAACACCAGCAGGGUACCACCAGGGUAGAUUUUCAGUUUAUGGUGCUUUCUGAGUAAUUGUCUUGACUUGUUAUUGAACAGUCUAUGGCAGUAUUAAUUUGCAUGUCAAUGCAUUGGUUGUCAAUCAACAUCUUCACUCGAAUAUAUGAAUUGGGGCAGAAGUAAACCACUCACUGCUUCAAUCUACUCUGGUAUUUGGCUGAUCUUAUUGUAACCUUAGUUCUGCACUCCCAUGUAGCGGUUAGCGUAACACUAUUACAGCGCCAGCAACCUGGGUUCAAUUCCCGCUGCUGUCUGUAAGAAGUUUGUACGUUCUCCCCGUGACUGCGUGGGUUUCCUCCGGGUGCUCCGGCUUCCUCCCACAUUCCAAAGACGCACAGAGAGUAUGUUUGAAUGUGAAGAUGACCCAGCAGUGUUUUCUUGUGAUACCUUGCCCUCUGACCUUCGCUUCAUGGCAACAGUUGCCAAUGGAUACAUUGGCACCAGAAUAUAUAGUGAUAUAAUGCACAUUAAUGGGGUAUAUAAUGGUGAAAGGGGUGACUGCUGUCGGGCAGAUGUACCAUCUACUGUUAAUAUCAGACUGACUGUACCUGAUGAGAGCACUGCAAAGAAAACCUUCACGUUAAACACCAGAACAGGUACAUUUUAUAGUACUACAGAGACAAAGGAUUUCGUGGUGACCCAGCAGAUAUUUGCCCAUCGCAGUCAGGUCCAUCUCAUGGUUCUCAUCAUAACUUUGGAACGGAUGGCCAUUUCCAAGGAGCAGCUUACAGUUGAGAUAAAAUCAAUGUUUGUUCCCCACAGCCAGAAUAUUGACUUUAUGAGAGGACCAGACUUCAUGCAAGCAAUGUAUAUCCACGGAGAAACACUUAUCCCAGAGGUUAAAGGUGCUGCAAGGCAAAGUGUCCACAUGAUCUCAAUGCCACUUCCAGAGUCCCUGACCCUGCUGUCGACUGAGCAGAGUAGGUCUUGGAUAUUCCUGACUGCAGUAGCUGACACAGAAGAGCGAGCUAAGGAGUGCUUUGUAGAAGGACAGACCCUGGUCCAGUCAAAUCAACUUUACUCAUCACAUGUAUUAGCAUGGGCCACAUUGUGGAAGCAGAGCUGCAUCAGUUUGAGAGGCUGCAGGAAGCUAAACCAGGCCCUGCAUGGAUGUCUAUAUUACGUGCUCAGUGCCCUCCCCCCAAUGAAACCUACAGACUUUCAGUACAUUGGACUAAGUCCUGGGGGUCUCUCCAAUGGGGGUAAUGGAGAAGAUUACUUUGGUCACAUCUUCUGGGAUCAGGAGAUUUGGUUGUACCCUAUCGUGCUUGCAUUCUACCCAGAACUAGCUGCUAUCCUUCUGAAGAACCGAAUUCGAACUCUUCCUGCUGCCAAGUCCAUUGCAGUACAACAAGGAUUCUUGGGUGCCAAGUACCCGUGGGAGAGUGCUGUGACUGGAUUCGAGGUCUGUAAUGAAGAUAUUUACGGGUUGAAAGAAAUUCACAUCAACAGUGAUAUCUCAUUUGCAUUUCAGCAAUAUUUUUAUCUCACCCAGGACCUGGUGUUUUUUCGGGAUAAAGGGGGUUGGGAUGUGGUAUGCAGCAUUGCUGAGUUUUGGAGCAGCCGGGUGACUUGGAACCCUUCCGAAAUGUGCUAUGAAAUUAAAGGAGUGAUGCCGCCUGACGAAUAUCAAUCCGAUGUUAACAAUUCUGCCUUCACUGCUGUGGGUGCCAAAUACAGCCUCCAGUUUGCUACAGAGUUGGCGUCACAUUUACAAAUUGCAGUUCCAUCAGAAUGGAUGAAAAUAGCUGAGAAAAUCAAAGUGCCUUUUGAUCCUGAGAAGCAAUAUCAUCCUGAGUUUGAUGGAUAUAAAUCAGGGGAUGUUGUGAAGCAGGCAGAUGUUGUGUUGCUAGGUUACCCACUUAUGUAUCACAUGAGUCCUCAGGUGCGGAAGAAUGACCUGGUGAUGUAUGAAGCUGUGACAGAUCCUGAGGGACCAGCCAUGACCUGGAGCAUGUUUGCAAUUGGUUGGUUGGAGCUGAAGAAUGCUACUCAGGCUCAGCAGCAACUGAACAAAUGCUAUAGCAAUAUUCAGGAACCAUUCAAGGUUUGGAGUGAAAAUGCGGAUGGGUCAGGAGCUGUCAAUUUCCUAACAGGAAUGGGUGGCUUUUUACAGACAGUAGUAUUUGGCUACACGGGAUUCAGAAUCACAAAGAAUUGUUUGCUCUUUGAUCCCAUAAUCCCAGAGGAUAUUGAUGAAUUACAAAUUACUGGAAUUAAUUACCUUGGAAAUAUUCUACAACUUCAACUUUCGAAGGAGCAGGCCACCAUUGUUUUGAUGAGAUGUUGUGAGGUUCAGCACAUGCCCUUGGAAGUUGUUCUACGGGAUUCAGGAAGGACUUUUGUUUUAAAUAGAGAUCAACCCGUGUCAUUUCUUCUGGGACCUGGAAAGAUUCAAAAUAGGUGUAAUGCUGAUUCUUCUGAAUUAUGUACAAAAUUAUAGCUUGUUAUUGAAUUUUUUUUCAUCUGUCAAGCACAGUUUCUGGCAUUUUUUUAAGAAUGAAAAUUUGAAAGACAUUAUAUGCCACUGGGAUUGUAAACUUCAUAGUUAAUUAUUAAUUUCUUUUUCCUGCCUUCCUACACCAAAGAUGUGGAUUCUUGCUGAGGUAUGAUUCCACAAGAGUGCAUGGUUUUCUAGUAUUUGUCUUUUAUAUUUUUACCAUUGCCUAGAUGGUGAGUAACAGCAGCAUGUUUUUCAUCAGUUGAACCUAAAGCUGUGCUUGCAUGUAUACUUUUUAGUGGAGUCAUUAUAUAUGGAUGAAGGGUGGGAACUCUGACUGAUUCCUUCCACUCCACUUCCAGCUUCCUGUUAACAUCAGAUAGCUAUUUGCAGAUUGAAUCUGCAAACUUUUCACUUCAGGUGUAUGUGGCUACUCCCCAACAUAUCACUCAUUUUAUCCACAGAGUUGUUGGGAGCUACAGAAUCUAAUGUGAUCCAUUCAUGCAUGUAUUUUAUCCAAAUGUCUAUUAAUUUCUCAAACAUGAUACUAUCUUUAAAAUUUAAUAUAAAUUGGUUCAAUAAAUAAUGUCUGUCGACUCUUGUAUCCCAUUGAUAAGUGCAUGUACUUUCAACCAAUAUCUCCUGCAUUAAACUGUAUUGCCCCACAAAAUGUAACCUCAUGUCUUGACAUAUCUCCCACUUCACCAUUACUAUCAGGCCAGG
This is a messenger RNA of Pristis pectinata (smalltooth sawfish), 3247 nucleotides long. It is a transcript of the gene pgghg, whose product is annotated as protein-glucosylgalactosylhydroxylysine glucosidase. The transcript is spliced from 14 exons. The coding region runs from base 428 to 2527 and encodes 699 amino acids. The record is from RefSeq and is a predicted model, not a curated record. Gene Ontology annotation, molecular function: catalytic activity. NCBI's taxonomy places the organism in Eukaryota, Metazoa, Chordata, Chondrichthyes, Rhinopristiformes, Pristidae. Gene Ontology annotation, biological process: carbohydrate metabolic process.